This is a messenger RNA of Debaryomyces fabryi, 405 nucleotides long. Its product is annotated as type 1 protein phosphatase-activating protein YPI1. Gene Ontology annotation, cellular component: nucleus. The transcript has a single exon. Bases 1 to 405 code for a protein of 134 amino acids. The record is from RefSeq and is a predicted model, not a curated record. NCBI's taxonomy places the organism in Eukaryota, Fungi, Ascomycota, Pichiomycetes, Serinales, Debaryomycetaceae. Gene Ontology annotation, molecular function: protein serine/threonine phosphatase inhibitor activity; protein phosphatase 1 binding.
AUGUCGGGGAACCAUUCUAAUACCACCACGACGGAUACAGAGACAAACUCGGAAACGAGGCCGAUAUUGCACCUCCGGAACAACAAGAAAGACAAGAAGGAAAAACCCAAGGUCAGAUGGACCAACGAUGUAGUGGACAACGAGAAUAUGGACAAGAAGAAGUCGAAAAUAUGCUGUAUAUUCCACCCACAACGAGAGUUUGGGGAGCUGUCAUCGGAGUCGAGUGACUCGUCGAGCGACGAGUCUGACCAGUCGGACGAUGGGGCAGGAGAAGGAGAGUCUAAUGCAUCGAAUGGAACACCUGGACAUGAUGCAUGCUGCGGAAACCACAAGAGGAAGCAGGGAAAACUCAAGAAGUCGACUCCCAAUGCUUAUGAGAAGCAGCCGACACAUAAGAACAAGUAG